AUGCUCCGUGUUUGGACCGCUUCGGGACAAGAGCUGGCAGAUAUGACCGUGGACGGGUUCGUGAACGGGUUGGCUACUGUUUUGGCCUUGAAGCACCAUUUGCGCAGGCUGUAUGGCUUCCCAGUGUGUCAACAGCAAAUCGUACAUGGCGGCAACUGCUUGGAGGACCACUCCAGGCUGAACCUGCCCAUCGACGUGCAACUGGUGAUCCUCUCCUGCCCUGAGUCGAGUGAAGCAGCCAAAGAGCUCAUUUCAUGUGCUGCCGAAGGUGAAGUCGAAGCAGUAGGUCGCUUGUUGGAAGCUGGCGUUGACAAGGACUUCGCUCCAAGAGGAAAGUAUUCAGCACUUAUUCAAGCAUGCAGGUUUGGGCAUGUAGAGGCCUUGAACUUGCUACUGCAAGCUGGCGCUAGUAUCAACUUGCUGGCUGGCGAAGGCGAGCCCAUUUAUGAAGGAUGGUGUCCGCGGUGGUCAAUUGGCUAUACAGCUCUCUGUCAAGCGUGCAAGUCUGGCCAGGUUUUCGUCGUGCAACUUCUGUUGCAAGCUCGCGCCGACGUGGACUCAUGUGAUGAGGACGGCACCGCCCUUGGCCUAGCGUCCGAGACUGGUCGUGUUGAUAUCGCACAUUCGCUCCUGCAAGCUGGUGCAGACCCGAACCUGGUGAACCAGUUCGGCCAGUCAAAGCCUGUAUCUUGCAGCGGCGGGUGGGCACGCUGGUAUUGUAAGUUUGUUGCUGCAAGCUGGUGCUGUCGAUACGGUAGACAGUGA
Messenger RNA from Symbiodinium sp. CCMP2456, 765 nucleotides. Lineage: Eukaryota; Dinophyceae; Suessiales; Symbiodiniaceae. The record is from the annotation of a GenBank genome assembly.